CCGUGGGGUUUGAGGGGCGGCGGGCCCGGGGUGCCUUCCCGGCCGGACUUCGGCGCCGGCCCCUCACCCCUGAGAAGGCCGGUCCGCUGAGGAGGAGCGGGGCUUUUUUUUCCAUCGCCGCCGCCACCCUCUGUGCCUUUGGAGCUCUCCCGGGAUUCCCCACAUUUCCCUAGGGUCGGGAGCCCGAGGGGCGCGCUCGGCUGACCGGCUCCUGCUCUUCAGCCUGUGCCACGAGCGGCAGCCGAGACCUCGUCAGACGUGACGGGCUGGGCCCGGCAACCCGCGGGCGGGACCGCCUCCCGUAGCCCCAAAUGCCCGGGCGGGAAGAGAGCCGUGAGGGUGUCUGCCUGGCGAGUGCGGCCAGAACACCGGUCACUUGUCUGUGCGCACGUUGCAAGGACCGUGUGUGAGUCUGGGAUAAUUUGACCUCCUGAGAUUCUGUCUUAGCAAGAAGAAAGUGGAACAUACUCUUGGAAAGAAAACUAAGACAUUAAGAAAGCCAGAACUUGUUUUUACAUGGUUGUCCACUCAGUUACCAAUAUGGACGGUUUUCCCACCAUUUUUCCUCCUGGUGGAGACAGUGAAUUGAGACAUUCUCAAGCUGAGUUCCAAAAAAUGUUAAUUGAUGAACGAUUACGAUGUGAACAUCAUAAAAAUAAUUAUCAGACUCUGAAAACUGAACACGCAAGGUUGCAAAAUGAGUAUGUAAAUUCACAGAAUGAACUCAAGCGCCUAUUAAAGGAAAAGCAAACUCACCAGGAAAAGUUUCAGCUGCUGCUUGAAGAGGUACGAGGAGAAUUAGUAGCGAAAACUAAAGACUUAGAAGAGAUGAAGCUGCAGGUAUUAACUCCACAAAAGUUGGAAUUGUUACGAGCCCAAAUACAACAAGAGCUGGAAACUCCAAUGAGAGAACGUUUUAGGAAUCUAGAUGAAGAAGUGGAAAAGUAUAGAGCUGAAUAUAAUAAGCUUCGCUAUGAACAUACAUUUCUCAAAUCAGAAUUUGAACACCAGAAAGAAGAAUUUGCACGUAUUUUAGAAGAAAAAGAAAUAAAACACAAAUCAGAGAUUGCAAGAUUGGAGGAAGAUAAAGAGCUCCUUAACCAGUUGCACAGUGUCGAUCCCACAAGAGAGGGCAAACGAGUGGACCAGCUUGUUCGAGAAAAAACCCAUUUGAAUCAGAAAUUAAAAAGUUUAGAAGCUGAAGUAGCAGAAUUAAGAGCUGAAAAAGAGAAUUCUAGUGCUCAGGUGGAAAAUGCCCAAAGAAUUCAGGUGCGGCAGUUGGCUGAGAUGCAGGCUACAGUCAGAUCCCUGGAGGCUGAAAAACAGUCAGCUAAACUACAGGCUGAACGCUUGGAAAAAGAGCUACAAUCAAGCAAUGAACAAAACACUACGUUAAUUAGUAAAUUGCAUAAAGCUGAACGGGAAGUAAAUACAUUGGCCAAUAAAGUAAAGGAGCUUAAGCAUUCAAACAAACUAGAAAUAACAGACAUCAAACUGGAGGCAGCAAGAGCUAAGAGUGAGCUAGAAAGAGAAAGGAGUAAAAUUCAAAGUGAACUGGAUGGAUUACAGUCAGACAAUGAAAUUCUCAAAUCAGCUGUUGAACACCAUAAAGUGCUGUUAGUAGAAAAGGACCGUGAAUUAAUACGUAAAGUACAAGCUGCCAAAGAAGAAGGUUAUCAAAAACUUGUGGAAUUACAAGAUGAAAAGCUAGAACUUGAGAGCAGAUUAGCGGAUUUAGAGAAAAUGAAAGUGGAACAUGAUGUCUGGAGGCAGUCUGAAAAGGAUCAGUGUGAAGAGAAAUUGCGAUCUUCACAGAUGGCAGAAGAGUCGGCCAGAAGGGAACUACAGAGUAUUAGGUUAAAACUUCAACAACAAAUUGUAGAUAUUGAAAAUACAGAAAAAGAAAAACAAGAAAAUGCUGACCUGAAACAGCAAAUCAGUGGUUUGCAGAUCCAAGUGACCUCACUGGCAAAGUCAGAAAAUGAGUUGCUGAAUUCAAACCAAAUAUUGAAGGAAAUGGUGGAGAGGUUAAAACAGGAAUGCCGAAAUUUAAGAAGCCAAGCUGAAAAAGCACAACUAGAAGUUGAAAAGGUAUUGGAAGAGAAGCAAAUACAGUGGUUGGAAGAAAAGCAUAAGCUUCAUGAACAUAUCACUGACAGAGAAGAAAAGUAUAAUCAAGCUAAAGAGAAAUUGCAGCGAGCGGCAAUUGCCCAAAAAAAGAGAAAAUCUCUGCAUGAAAACAAACUGAAGAGACUUCAGGAAAAGGUAGAAAUCUUAGAGGCAAAGAGAGAAGAAUUGGAAACAGAAAAUCAGGUGUUAAAUAGACAAAAUGUUCCAUUUGAAGAGUAUACAAGGCUUCAAAAAAGACUAAAGGAUAUACAGAGAAGACAUAAUGAAUUUCGAAGUUUAAUUUUGGUUCCUAAUAUACCUCCAUCAGCAUCCAUCAAUCCUGUUAGUCUUCAGUCAUCAACUUUGAUUCCAGGCAUGGAACUGUCCUUUCCUCCUCACAUGCAGGAGGAACAGCAUCAAAGGGAACUCUCUCUACUUCGCAAAAGACUAGAAGAACUUGAAACAACACAAAGGAAACAACUAGAGGAACUUGGAUCUCCUGGGGAAUGAUUUGCUUGGAGAAAAGGCAAAUCAAAAGGGAUGAAAUCAGUGACUCAAUAAAGCUUGAAGUUUUAAUGUAUGUGGCAUUUUAGAUACUUCAUUACUGUUUGCCAAAACACUUGACUGUGCCUCAAGAAAAGGUACUAGCUACGUGCUGUGUUGCAUGAAUAUCAGGAUUUUAAGGUUAUAGGAAUGAUAAGUGAAGCCCUAAGACAGCUUCAGAGAUAUUUAGAAUAUUAUUGACAACCCUUUGAGAAUGUUAAAUAAAUGAACAAAUAAAAAGGAACUAAAUAGGGAAUCAAGUUUUUCAAUUAUUAAUUUUACUUUGUUGAAUUUUUUUUUUGGGGGGGUGCCAUUUUGCCUAAAUAUGACUUUGUUGAAUUCCCUCUUCUUUGAGGUGCUUAGCAAUCACAUGGUCAGAAAUGUUUUCUGGUUUACUAUAUGUAAAAGUUACAAACCUCUACUUCUUGAAAAAAGAUGACAAUUUAAAGUCAGCAUAAAACUUAAGAUAUCUAUAUAUAUUACACAAUACUACCUUUUCUAAAAGCUGUGUGCACAUAAUUUAUGAAAAGCUUAAUAAAUAUUUUUCUAGUUA
Messenger RNA from Dama dama (fallow deer), 3205 nucleotides. RefSeq names its product centrosomal protein 83 (gene CEP83). The record is from RefSeq and is a predicted model, not a curated record. The transcript is spliced from 16 exons. Bases 517 to 2619 code for a protein of 700 amino acids. Gene Ontology annotation, cellular component: centrosome. Lineage: Eukaryota; Metazoa; Chordata; Mammalia; Artiodactyla; Cervidae.